AGCCAGCCAACCCGCCAACCCGCCAGCCAGCCCGCCCGCCAGCCAGCGCAUCUUCCUCCUCUUCGGUGCUGCUCUUGCUGAUUUUGCCUCUGCGUCAAAGGUACCGACCGUUUUAGUCAACGCCGCCAUGGAUGGGGAAUAAAAGUCAAGAUGCGCCCGUCCCUCGCCACGGCCGUCCUCCCGGCCAGGACCCGCACGCACAACGCCGUGCCCAAUUUGGCCGUGGGGGGCCGCGAGCACCUCUCGGCCCCGCGGCGGCGGAGCCCCAACCUUCGGCACACCCUCAGCCCGGAGAACCUCCGCAGCUUGGCGGAGAGGGGCGGGGCCUCGCUGGACGCCGUGUCCGUGGUGAGCGUGCCCGUCGGCCUCCCCCGCGCCAACAGCGACACCGACCUUGUGAGCUCGCAGAGCAGGUCCUCGCUGACCGCGUCCACCCUGGACUUUACGCUGAACCGGGGCCAGACCCUGGUCAUAUCCUGGGACAUCAAGGAGGAAGUGGACGCCACCGACUGGAUCGGACUCUACCAUAUCGAUGAGACCAGUCCGUCAAACGUGUGGGAUUGUAAGAAUCGAGGGGUGAACGGUACCCAGAAGGGGCAGAUCGUUUGGAGGCUGGAGGCCGGGCCCUACUUCAUGGAACCGGAGACCAGGAUCUGCUUCAAGUACUACCACGGAGUGAGCGGAGCUCUGAGAGCAACCACCCCCUGCAUCACUGUGAAGAAUACGGCCGUCCUGGUGGAGGGUCUGGCCGAGCAGGUGGGCGUGGAGCAUCCUCGGAAAUUGAUAAGCUUCACCUUGACAGAUCUGCGUGCCAGCGGCCUGAAGAAAGGCAUGUUCUUCCAUCCCGAUCCGUACCUCAAGAUGUCCAUCCACCCGGGCAAGAGGAGCGUCUUUCCCGUCUUCAGCCACCACGGGCAGGAACGUCGCUCGGCCAUCAUCGCCAACACCGUCAACCCCGCUUGGCACGGAGAGAAAUAUACAUUUGUCGCCCUGAUGACAGACAUCCUGUGCAUUGAGGUGAAGGACAAGUUUGCUAAAAGUCGGCCCAUCAUCAAGCGCUUCCUGGGUCAGCUGACCAUCCCCGUGCAGCGGCUCAUUGAGAAAAUACCCGAAGUCCAGCCCGUCACCUUUCCCCUGUGCCGCCGUCUGCCCACGGAGCACGUCAGCGGACAGCUGCAGUUUAAGGUUGAACUCACGUCCACCGGACCUGACGGUGCCUCUCCGGAUUCCAUCAUUGGCCUUUCCACCUUCAACGGAGCUCCGGGGACGCCUUCGGACGACGAGGACCUGCCUCAUCACCUUCCGGGAGUGCUUUCGGUAGGAGGCUCCCCCAUCGGAUCGCAGAGUCCUCGAGGUAUCUGGGAAGCCGAGGCGGCGGCGGCGGCCUACCCGGAAAAGGAGCUGCUGCUCGUCCGAGCCGGCGGGGCCAGGUUUUUGGAGGGCCACGGCGAGUUGCUCCAGAGGUCUUUCAGCGAGGGUCUGGAUGCUAUCGAGGCCCCCAAGGGGCCCGGCGAAAGGCCCUUGGGCGCAGCCUCGCCAAAAUUGCGCUCCGGCUUCCCCACGCACACGCGGCUCAGCGCCAUGUUGCACAUCGACUCGGACGAGGAUGACGAGCGCUCCGCUUUCGGAGAACUGCCUCCCAUGGCGUCCCCGCUGCUACUUAACGGGGAUCCUCCGGAUACGAGCGGUCCGGAUGAAGACGGGCCGUCUCAUGAGCUGCGAGCGGUCCUCGAGACGUCCGGAGACGACGAACCGGAGCGUGCCGGCUUUCCGGAGGCGGCCCAGCCGGUCCCCGAGGCGGAACAAGACGACCUUCUGGAGGAGGAGGUAUUCUCCGAGGCGGAGGAAGCGCCGUUCGCAGAGACCACCUGCCGCCAAGCUUUGCCGGAGGACGGGGAGGCCCUGGAGGUGGGAGGGGGACCCAGCGAGGAGCCUUCUUCCGAGGUGGACACGUGCUCCAUGGCCACAGCCCGGCAGACGGUGGCGUCGUCGUCAGAUAGUUGUCAGGUCACCUUGACCGCAGCUGUGGAAGCAGAGAAAGGGGCCGAUGCAGCCAUCGAUCCAGGGGGAGGUGUGAUGGACGCCACCCCCCCGCCGCCGCCACCUCGCAGUCCGCCUGUCCACCAUGAAGAUUGUCCUGAGGCCCAAGGAGAAGCAGCAGCAGCAGCAGCAGCAGCUUCAGCUCGGGCGUGCGAGGAGACAGGCGAGAGAAGGAUGAGUCUGCAGGCAGCGGGCGGCGUGGCCCAAGAGGCGGACGGCGACCGGUCCAAGCCGCACGACGAGACGGGCUCCGCCAAGUCCGAGCAAGUUAGCGCCGAAACAGACGGAGAGGAAGGAACGCCCGUCAACGGCCAUCCGGUGCGGUCGCUUCCGUCCGUCCGGCACGAUAUUCACCGUUACCAGCGAGUGGACGAGCCUCUGCCGCCGAACUGGGAGGCCCGGAUCGACAGUCACGGCAGGAUUUUUUUUGUGGACCACGUGAACAGGACCACGACGUGGCAGAGGCCCACCGGACCCCCCGCGCCGCAGGGUCUGACCCGCUCCAACUCCAUUCAGCAGAUGGAGCAACUCAACCGCAGAUACCAGAGCAUUCGAAGAACCAUAACCAACAGCGAUAGACCGGAGGAAAGCCCUGCUGAGCUGCUCCCGGAACCGGAACCGGAACCAGAAGCUGAGCUCAUUCCUCACUCCAUUUCCGAAUACAGACGAGACAGUCUGGUGGGUCACUCCAGCGGUCGUUCCCGUCUGUCGUUGCUGCUCCAGUCGCCCAGCGCCAAGUUCCUGUGCAGUCCCGACUUCUUUACUGUGCUGCAUUCUAACCCCAGUGCCUACCGCAUGUUUACCAGCAACACCUGCCUGAAGCACAUGAUCAGCAAGGUGCGCCGAGACGCUCACUACUUUGAGCGCUACCAGCACAACCGAGACCUGGUCACCUUCCUCAACAUGUUCUCCAACAAGCAGCUGGAGCUUCCCCGGGGAUGGGAAAUGAAGCACGACCACACCGGCAAGCCCUUCUUUGUGGAUCACAACUGUCGCUCCACAACCUUCAUCGACCCGCGGCUUCCUCUCCAGAGCUCCCGCUCCACCGGGCUGCUUGCCCACCGCCAGCACCUGAGCCGCCAACGCAGCCACAGCGCCGGCGAGGUGGGCGACGACUCCCGGCAAAGCAACCCGUCCGCCGCGCCGCGACCUUCCAACACCUUCGGCGGGUCCAGUCGCUCCGGCCAGCACCACGAGCCGGUCCCCGUCGCGUACAACGACAAGAUCGUGGCCUUCCUGAGGCAGCCCAACGUCUUUGAGGUGCUGCAGGAAAGACAACCGGAGCUUGCCAGGAACAACUCCCUCAAGGAAAAGGUGCAGUUCAUCCGCAGCGAGGGCGCCGUCGGGCUGGCGCGUCUGUCCGGGGACGCCGACCUGGUCAUGCUGCUCAGUUUAUUUGAAGAGGAGGUGAUGUCCUACGUGCCGCCUUUGCUCCACCCAAAUAUCAGCCUGUCCUCGUCUCCUCAGAGUUCCCCGGGCACCCAACGGGCCAACGCGCGCGCUCCCGCCCCCUACAAGCGAGAUUUUGAGGCCAAGCUGAGGAACUUCUAUCGGAAACUGGAGACGAAGGGAUACGGGCAGGGCCCCGGCAAAGUCAAGCUCAUCAUACGGCGGGACCACCUCCUGGAGGACGCCUUCAACCAAAUCAUGUGUUACUCCCGCAAAGACCUGCAGAGGAGUAAACUCUACGUCAGCUUCGUGGGCGAGGACGGGCUGGACUACAGCGGCCCCUCCAGAGAGUUCUUCUUCCUGGUGUCCAGAGAGCUUUUCAACCCUUACUACGGCCUGUUUGAAUACUCGGCCAACGACACGUACACGGUCCAAAUCAGCCCCAUGUCGGCCUUCGUGGACAAUCACCACGAAUGGUUUCGUUUUAGCGGGCGCAUUCUGGGCCUGGCCCUGGUCCAUCAGUAUCUGCUGGAUGCCUUCUUCACUCGUCCAUUCUACAAGGGGCUGCUACGCAUACCGUGCGAUCUGAGUGACCUGGAGUUCCUGGACGAGGAGUUCCACCAGAGCUUGCAGUGGAUGAAGGACAACGACAUCGAGGACAUGCUGGAUCUCACCUUCACUGUCAACGAGGAGGUCUUUGGGCAGAUCACCGAGCGAGAGCUGAAGCCCGGCGGGGCCGGCAUCCCCGUGUCGGAGAAGAACAAGAAGGAGUACAUCGAGCGCAUGGUCAAGUGGCGCAUCGAGAGGGGCGUGGCUCAGCAGACCGAGAGCCUGGUGCGAGGCUUCUACGAGGUGGUGGACGUGCGACUGGUGUCUGUGUUUGACGCCAGGGAGCUGGAGCUGGUCAUCGCCGGCACGGCCGAGAUCGACCUGGCGGACUGGAGGAACAACACCGAGUACAGAGGAGGUUACCAUGACAACCACCUAGUGAUCCGCUGGUUCUGGGCAGCUGUGGAGAGGUUCAACAAUGAGCAGAGGCUGCGCCUACUGCAGUUUGUGACGGGCACGUCCAGCAUUCCUUAUGAGGGCUUCGCCUCGCUACGCGGAAGUAACGGACCCCGCCGGUUCUGUGUGGAGAAGUGGGGGAAGAUCAGCUCCUUACCCAGAGCCCACACUUGCUUCAAUCGGCUGGACCUGCCGCCCUACCCGUCCUUCUCCAUGCUCUACGAGAAGUUGGUGACGGCCGUGGAGGAGACCAGCACCUUUGGUUUGGAGUGACCCACCCUAACACACACGCAGUGACAAGCAGAGAGAGAGAGAAGAACCCCACAAAGUGCUUUUCCACAGCGGCACGAUGAUGCCAGCCGCCCUGGUGUGUCCGUUGGAUUGACACCUUCACGGCAGCCAACGACGACGCCAUUUUGCGCAUCGCUCCUCUUUCACAGCAUGGACGAAUGACCAUACUUGGGGCCUUUGUGCUCCAUGGCAAAGGUGACACGCUGACAAACACGCAUUUGCUUUGAGACCCAAUCAACAUUUUGCGAGCGUCCCUAUACCCCCAAGGCGGCUAGCGCUGUGUCGUUGACAGCCGCUAGCGCUCGGAGGACCGAAGCGUUUCCUCGAGCCACCGACCCAUGCCUGUUGCGACGCCGCUCGCUACUUUUGCCUCGACAGCAUGCCAUGGAACAAACAGACUGUUGCGUCCGCGGCGAAAAGCCCUUUGCUACCGUCGCCAACCAAAAUGUUCCUUCUUUUUCUACGGGGAUGCAUGCAAAAGGGAAACUUGAGUGUGGCCGAGGACGGAGUAGCUAGCUGGCUAACUAACACGGACGGCGGAGGCAAGACUUUGGAAUCCUCCCGUGCAUGUGAGCGCUUCUCGGUGGGCUCCGUGAGCCGUGCCGGGGGCCGCAAGAUCUGCGGCGGCGGCGGCGGCGGCGUGUUCUCGCUUGAUAUCGCAUGCUGGGCUCUUGCAAGACACUGACUGUCCUUACUAGCUUUUUCUGCAUGAUGAUAUUGUUAUCAGGAAAAAAAACAAGAUGAUGGAUGAAUUGUUGUUGUUUUUUUUUCCAUCGUGGAAAUCACUGUGGUGAGGCCCUCGCGCCUGACCCGCCGACCGAGGCUUGAGAGAAAUAAGGAUGUGGUGCUCCGCUGCUCUUCCGCAAAAGUCACUUUGAAUGAGCUCAGGCAACGCGCAAUGUAGUUUGAAUGUGUCUCGUCUGGCAUGUUACCACAAAACGUCCCUUUCCGCGCGUGACCCGCCUAUCUCCGUGGUUGCGGCUCAUGGCCGGUCAGACGGCCAUGAAGCCAUAGGGCUGUUUUGAGAAGAAAAAAAACCCACGCGUGCAGUCAUCGUGUUUGUCUCUUAUUUGUACAUAACUGUAAAUGUACAGCAUAUCUGUCCUGUUGUGUGUACAAAUAUAUAUUUUGCACUGAA
Messenger RNA from Syngnathus typhle (broad-nosed pipefish), 5863 nucleotides. RefSeq names its product HECT, C2 and WW domain containing E3 ubiquitin protein ligase 2a (gene hecw2a). The record is from RefSeq and is a predicted model, not a curated record. Gene Ontology annotation, molecular function: protein binding; ubiquitin-protein transferase activity. Bases 151 to 4707 code for a protein of 1518 amino acids. Gene Ontology annotation, biological process: regulation of dendrite morphogenesis. Lineage: Eukaryota; Metazoa; Chordata; Actinopteri; Syngnathiformes; Syngnathidae. The transcript is spliced from 30 exons.